This is a messenger RNA of Spodoptera littoralis (African cotton leafworm), 992 nucleotides long. The record is from the annotation of a GenBank genome assembly. Lineage: Eukaryota; Metazoa; Arthropoda; Insecta; Lepidoptera; Noctuidae.
ACUACCCAUUUAGUACAGUACUAUUGUGUUGUGUAAUAACAUAUUCCAGUACAAUAAGUACUCAUUAAAAUAAGGCCAUUAGCAAUCAAUACGUAAAUGCAGUUAUUGCAUUUGCAGCAGUAAAUCACUGAACGGAACGAUAGCAACUGCAAACAAUGCAGCUCAGUUGAAAUCAACAAAGAUUGUCACAACAAUCGCAGUCUCACGUUACUAAACUCAGUAAAUAUCCGUCGAAUUUUAAAACAUACACGACUAGUGGCGGCCUUACACUCGUUGACCUUAUAGUGGCUUGAUAACGUGACGAUUGAACAGUUUUGUAAACGCGGCCGGCGCAACCACACGCAUCAAAAUGUCAGAAGCAGCGUCUCCCACGCUAUGGGAGGAACUUAUGAGUCCUCUAAACCUUGUGUUAAUAGCUAUUAUUGUGUACCUCGUGUAUAAAAUUAUUAAAUCAAACUUUGAAUCUGAAGUGACCGUGGCUCCACCACCUCCAAGCCUACCAAAACUGAGGAAGGAUUUGACAGUUGCCGAGAUCAAGAAAUAUGAUGGAACACAGCCGGACGGCAGAGUACUACUCGCUGUGAACGGAACAAUUUUCGAUGUAACCAAGGGCAAGAGAUUUUACGGUCCCGGUGGACCGUACUCAGCUUUUGCUGGUAAAGAUGCUACUAGAGGCUUGGCUACCGGUCAGGUAGCUGCCUCCGACAAGGAAUACGAUGACGUCAGUGACCUGACUCCUGAUGAGGUAGCAUCGGCAAAGGAGUGGGAGGAACAGUUCAGGGAGAAGUACGACAUUGUCGGCCGUCUCCUGAAGCCUGGUGAGACACCGAACAAAUACAGCGAUGAUGAGUCGGAAGAGAAGAAAUCACAGUAGACUAGACAAAAUAUUAUACUUUAAUAACUAAGUAAUAAAAAAACUUGUUAAAACGUGAUAUUUUGCGGUGCCUAGGGAAAUGUUUAAAAUGUUAAUAAAAUAUUUUUUAUAACAUACG